AAAAUAAUUUAAUUGCAAAUGAAUAUAAUAAAUUGAAGGCAAUUUAUGAAUAUUUUCAAUUAAUUAUUUUAGACGAAUAUAAAAAUAAGUAUGAAAUUGCAAGUCAAGAAGCUGCCAAUAAAGUUUAUAUUAAACCUAAAUCGGAUAAAAAACGAACAAUUAGAAAUUGGGCUAAUACUUGGCUUGAAAAUAAUGUUAGCUUUCCAAUAAGUAAACAAGGAAAGCAUCCAAAAAAAAAUUCUUUAAUUGAAAAUUUAGAAAUUAAAAAACAAGUUGAAGAUUGGAUAGACUCUCAAGGUG
Racocetra fulgida is the source of this 300-nucleotide messenger RNA. Lineage: Eukaryota; Fungi; Glomeromycota; Glomeromycetes; Diversisporales; Gigasporaceae. The record is from the annotation of a GenBank genome assembly.